Thunnus maccoyii (southern bluefin tuna) is the source of this 3585-nucleotide messenger RNA. It is a transcript of the gene atad5b, whose product is annotated as ATPase family AAA domain containing 5b. Bases 297 to 3416 code for a protein of 1039 amino acids. The transcript is spliced from 14 exons. The record is from RefSeq and is a predicted model, not a curated record. NCBI's taxonomy places the organism in Eukaryota, Metazoa, Chordata, Actinopteri, Scombriformes, Scombridae. Gene Ontology annotation, cellular component: nucleus. Gene Ontology annotation, molecular function: ATP binding; ATP hydrolysis activity; DNA binding.
UCGCGCAUCUUUUAGACGUCACAACAGAUCAGUUGGGCUGAUUUCGACAUAAACAGCGACAUGUAGAAGAGUUCAGGAGUUUUAUGUAUUUACAUGUAGCUUUUACUCUUUCAUACUUUAGUGAGUUUCCCUAAAAUAAGCCGGUAGUUUGGGUCACGUAAGAGAAUUGUCCAAAAGUUUUCGUCGCACAAAUUGACGUUUCCACCGCUUACAAAACGACAGGCGACGCAUAAUCACAUCCAAGCGCCAAAUCCAAAAUGCCACCGGACAACCUUUGAAUAUUUAAUCCUUUUGAGAUGCUAAACAAACUCAAACGAACCAAAACAAGUAAGAAUGCUUCGUUUACGAGUAAAAACCCUCCGCGAGCCACCGAGGUGAUAACGUUAGUGUUAUCAGAGGAUGAAACAUCACCGGAAAGAGAUGCAGUCUUACUGGCUGCAAUAGACUCAAAAGCUUCAAAUGCUGCUGCAGGAAGCAUCUCCUCCUGUAAAGCUCAACCCCUGCAGGAGAAGAGGAGGACGUGUUGCGCCAAAGACGUUAAGAUCGCUCCCAUUUUCUUACGUACAACACAGCAGGGGAAGAGGAAAAGGAGCAGCGAUGGUGGACUUGAUCGACCUGUAGACGAGCUGCAGAAAUCAGUGCAUCCUCCUAAAAGUGAUGACUCACAACUGGUGAAAAGUCAGCUGUCAACACCUGCAGGAUCUCACCUGACGGAGAGAAAGGGGUCCCGGAGAGGACAGUUGUCAUCCUCAGCUGUCCUCAGCUGUCUGGAGGAAAUUCAAACAUCUAACCCGGCAUUUCCGGUCCAGAGAGUGUUUGACACUCUUCAGGAGAAAGAUCUGGGAUCCUCAGCAGUAAAGUCUUCAUAUUCAAGACAGAGCUGGUUUAAAGGGAAGAGGAAAUGUGGAAAUGAAAGCUCUCAGGUGUCCAAGCGCCUGAAGUCUAGUCUCACUACAGAGGGCACCACUGGUACGAGUCAUCGCCCCCUGCCAGCGCACGGUGUCCAGGGAAGUGCCGACGUCUCGGUGAAGCAGCAGCCCAGAAGCGGCAGGCUGAGCCGCACGCACAGACUGAAGCAGCAACGUGAGAACGUAGGCCUAGUGAACAACUGUGAGACAAACUCGGGAUCAGACAGACAGUCACUUAUCACCUGUGACAUUCUCCAAAGAGAUUCCAGUUUUGAGGAUGUGCUCUGGACAGACAAGUACAGUCCUCAGUGUUCAAGUGAAGUCAUUGGCAACUCUGCUUCAGUGAAGAAAUUGCACAGUUGGUUGAAGAAAUGGAAACUAAGAGCUGACUGUGACGAGAGGAGGAAAAAGGAGGAAAGAAAACAGGAAGAAAACAGCAGUGACUCGUGGGACUGUGGAGACUUCCAGGGUGAGGCUGUUACCGAGGGCGACAGAGUGGAGCCGCUGUGUAACACCAUGUUGAUUACGGGACCUUCAGGUGUGGGCAAGACUGCCUCAGUGCACGCCUGCGCUCAGGAGCUUGGCUUCAAGGUAUUUGAGGUGAACUGCUCGUCACAGCGCAGCGGACGCCACAUUCUGUCCCAGCUGAAGGAAGCAACCCAGUCGCACCUGGUGGAGACGUCAGGGAGAGACCCUCUGAAACCAGCUUACUUCAACAACUACAACACCAAAAGCUGCUCAACUAACUCUGAAAAUAUACCUGGAAAAUCUGCGGCUCCCAAAAAUGUCAUUUCCAGCUCAAAGAAGAGACCAGCACAGAAAUUUGGCCGCAAAAGAAAAGCUAAUCCAGCCGCAGUCACUUUGGCAAACUACUUUAAGAUGAAAGCCAAAGCAGAUCACUUACACUUUGGUGGCCUGUCGCCGCCGCCCGAGAAGCCAGACAUCAAGAAGCUUAACAACUCAUCACCAGGCUGGGAUCAAACGGCGCCACAGAACAAACAGACGACCACAUCACUCAUUCUGUUUGAAGAGGUUGAUGUCGUAUUUGAAGACGACGUCGGUUUCCUCGCAGCCAUCAAGACGUUCAUGACGACCACAAAAAGGCCGGUCGUUCUGACCACCAACGAUCCCUCAUUCAGAGAGAGAUUCAGCUGCAGCUUGGAAGAAAUCAUUUUCAAGACACCGUCCGCAAUGAACGUCAGCAGCUACCUGCAGCUGGUGUGUUUGGCUGAGAACGCGAGACUGGAGUUGGACGACGUUCUCGGCCUCCUCACGCUGACCCGAGGUGACGUCAGACGCUGCCUCCUCCAGCUGCAGCUCUGGGUGAACGGUGGUGGAGGACGGGCAUCUCAAAACUCAAACGUUGAAGGGGGGGUCAGUUUAGACUCCCAGCUUCCCCCACGAGACGCAGGCUGUACUUCCAGCAUGCUGGGUCUCCACCCUGCAACCCAAAACCAUCUGCUGAACCUCCUACAGUCCUGGACCGACCCAGACAUGAACGAGCUCCUGCAGCUCCUUGCUGAGAGCUGGAGGAGAAACGUGCCUCUGCUCUACUGCAACCAGGAGCUGCUCCUACCCAUCAGGGCCGAGGGAACUCCGGUCCAUUACCUGGACAAGGUGACCUCUUCUGGGCAGCAGAGCCAGCUGGAUGGAAAUAUUAAUCCAAAGGCAACAGCAGCAAACAGCGACUCAGUUAGAAAUAUAUCCAGGCUGAGCAGAAGGAAAUAUACUUCAGCAGCAUUUGACGCCACAUCAUCUUCCAAUUUAACACAAAAACCUCAAAGGGCCUCAUUAACUUUCAAAGCGACUCAUUUAAGAGCUCAGAGUUCUGAUGACAAGACUGAACCAAACGCAGACAAAGUAGCGACUGACUGUUUGGAUGCUCUGACCGACUUCUUUGACCUCAUGUCAUACCUCAACGCCACAAAACCAGCUGCAGAACCGCUUAUUUCAGGCUCAUGCCGACCGGAGUUCGUCUGGACAGGAGCAGAGAUGAAGGACAGCUUGUUGGAUGAAAUGAGAGAGGAGGAGGAGGAGGAGGAGGAGGGCCGGAGUUGUUGCCAGGAGAGGUGGUUAGAUAUUCAGGCUGCUGUUGAGGGUUUGGGGUUUCGCAGAUGCUGGAGGCGAGUGUCUGAAUCGUGGACUGAAGCCCAGAAAUGCAGACAGGAACUGGGAGGCACGAGGUGGGGGAAGCUGGUGGAGACGCUGACACUUCCUGUUUCUGCCGAUAGAGAGAGCCUCGGCUAUAGUUUUCAACCUCUCUGCGCACCAAGCGUGUUCCAAAGGAGGUACGAGAUGAACAGGAUGGUGCUUGGCAGUCGGUCCUUCAGCCUACUGGGGAACAGACAGGCUGUCAGUGUCGACUACAUGCCAGUCCUCCGCUCCAUCUGUCGCUCCCAGAGACCUCCGCGAGGAGACGAGCCAGUCAGUAGGUGUGUGAACUACCUCAGCAGCAUGCAGCUGGGCCUCUCAAAGUCAACGUUGCAACUCCUGGCAGAAGAUUUCUGAUAGAGAGCAUCACGUCUCCUCUACCUCGCCUCACUCCUGUUACUGUGCAUUUAUUUCAUUUAUCAAAAUACUGUAAAAAUGAAUUUAAUGCAGUUGAGAUGAGAAGUCCAUGUUUUAUUUACACAUAAGUGCAACCAUGAAAACUAAAUAAAAAUCUCUAUUUUUGUAA